AUGCCACUCAAACCUGCCGUGUCGGCUCUUGCGAGGAACACGAUCAAGACUGCCUACGAUGAACUUGAUCGCACAAUCAAUUUGGCAGACAAGCGAGAUUUCCCCAACACAGCGUUACAAGAUGUUCGUGAGGCUGCUCUGAAAAUUGAGAAUCAACUCGCCGCCAGACAAUCUCUUCAAAAUAUGCGCCGCCUCCUGCCAUUAUUCCGAGGUCUCGAACACUACUCCAAGGUGGUGGAUAUCCUAUGCAACGGCACUCCAUACUUACCAUGGAUAUGGGCCCCAAUUACUCUCAUCUUACGAAUAGCAUCCGAAUUCGUCGAAGCCUUUGAACAGAUCAUCAAAGGCUAUGCUAGUAUUGCAGAGUCAUUGAAGCGUUUUGAGAUUCUCAGCGAUGCCUUCAUCAAUGAACCAGACUUCCAGCAGACGGUAGCAGUCUUUUAUGCAGACAUCCUCAAAUUCCACAAGUCUGCUUACAAAUUUGUUCGACGGAGUGGCUGGACACUGAUAUUUUCCGCAUCUUGGGGUCGUUUCGAGAGGAGGUUCGGAAACAUCCUCGAGGAUUUAAAGCAGCACGGUACCUUGAUUGAUCUUGAAGCCAACGCUCGCGACAUCUCCCAAGCGAAGACAAUGCGAGACGAUAUCCGCAAAUGGAGAGAAGAGAGUGAAAAUCGAGUUCGACAGGAGGAUAUUGAACACAGUGCAAAACAGUACGAAUCCAUCGUGUCUUGGCUUAAGGUCAAUGACGCCGAUCAACUGGCUAUCAUCGAAUCGAUAUCGUCCGAAGCUGCAGAGUAUCAAGGAACUUGUGGAUGGAUACUGAAGAACAAAAAGGUCCGUUCCUGGGCUGAUGCCAAGCCAGACACACCGGCCCUGUGGUUGAAGGGGUCAGCCGGAACUGGAAAAAGCGUCUUGUGCACCCAGCUUGUCAACUUUCUGAAAGGGACCAAGUUUGUGGUAUGCCACUUCUGCACAUACCUUUACGCAUCCUCAACAAUGUACGAGCAGAUACUAAAGUUGUUGCUGCUCCAAGUCCUUCGGAAGGACGCAGAUCUUGCUGCUCAUGUGUACAAGUCAUGCAUCAUGGAAAAGAAGUCCCCGACAACUACAGCUCUGGAGCAACUACUGCAAAAGCUUCUCGCAAGUAUGUCAAGUGAUCCCAGGAAGUACCGCUUGCAAGGUUUUGCUUUCCAGCCGGGCACCAUCAACUUCGUUGGACCGACUCAAGAGAAAGCAGAUUGUCUCUUUAAGCGAGGAAAAGACUUUGUUGAACGCGACAAUUCGUCAGGCGUGAUCGUGACAAAGUCUGACGGAAUGUUUCUUUACGCUCGACUUGUCAUGGAUUAUCUCUCAAGCAACAUCUUCUUCAGUGGUUAUGAGUUCAAAGAAUCGGUAAAUCAGCUGCCGCGGAAACUCACCGAUUUCUACCAAAGAAUCUUGAGUCACAUAUUGGCCCCACUAGACCGCCGCUCAGAGGACCGCAUAAGAUGCAUACUAGGGUGGAUUGCGUUCGCCAAGAGGCCAUUACGCAGAGCCGAACUAUUGUCUGCUAUCACUUUCAGUUCUGGCGACUCCAAGAUCUCUGAUUUGGUACCUGAGUAUAUAAUCGACAUGACUGGUACGCUCAUUGAAGAGAGGAAGGAUUCAACCCUGGCUUUCAUUCAUAAUUCUGUGAAAGACUUCCUUCAGACAUCCUCACAAAGCAUUGUUAUUAGAGAGCGGCAAGCCUUCCAGGAACACGGAGUAGCUACAGUGGCUUGCCUUCUCUCGGGGCUGAAAACCUUUGACGAUGCAUACCCAGCACACGAUAGGGUUCUCCGGGUAGCCAAAGGAUUGCAUGGAUUCCAUGUUUAUGCCACCGAGUUCUGGACGGAGUAUCUGUUCUCCUGUGCUAGUUCGAACAAUACGAUCACAGCAGACUCGUUGCCAGAAUCUUUGAUUAGUCUUGCUUGUGAACUAGCAGAUGAGUUGGAACGCACAGAUCCGACAGUAAUGGCCGACGAUCCUAUGAUUAAGCCAAUAGAUAAGCGGCUGGAAUUCCUGCAACAGUACCAAGUGCUUCAAAAACACGUGGACCGAGCCUUGAGAGGAAGAUCCCUGGACAGCCUAAAGUCCAGAAUUUUGCAAGAUCAUCAUAACCAUGUAAAGCAGCAGCGUUCGACAACUCAGCCUAUCUCCGAUAAGAUCGGGACGUUGCUGGCGUCGUAUCAGGAGCUUGUCAAGUUCUUGCUUAGCCAAACCUAUUACCCUGGCAUUUCUCCCGAUGAACUAGAGUCAUUCAAAGUUCACUUCGGAACUGCCGCUUUCACUUGCCGAUUAACUUCAUGCUCGUAUGCAACUAUUGGUUUCAAUACCGCGAAGCUUCUCAUGGAGCAUGAACGUACGCACAUUCGAUGGUUUCAAUGUACGGUUCCCGGAUGCCAAUAUCCCCCCUUGGUGUCGAAUCAAGCUCUCACGAACCACAGAAAGAAAUACCACACUCCUGUUAUUACUUCGAAACCUAUACUCAGGCACACAUCUACUUCAAAGAGGAAUAAUUUAAACCAUUCCCAAGGUCUGCGUCGUGAGUCAUCCACCAAUCAGCCACAGGAAAAGCAGCCAGGGCAGCAACAGCUAUCGCCUCAACAGGGCCAGGAACCUCCACAGCUGCAACAGCCUGGCCAGAACAGCGCCAACCCUGGUAUGCAACCGGCCGGCGCACUUGGUCCCAAUACCGUAUAUGAUGUACAACCACAGGUGCCUCAAGACUUCCCACCACAUGUUCUUCAGGUCUUUCCAGACGACAUGGCGGAGGUCCGAAAUCAGCGACCCAAUCUGGCUCAGAUACCUGAUGACCAGUUGCACAACAUAGUUCUUGAGAUGAAAAAGGACUCAUGGGGGCAACAACAGCAGAUGCGUAACCAACAAGCUCUGGUGCAACAGCAUAUACGAAAUCAACAAGCUCAGGCGAAAACGAGAGCCCAGAUAGCACCUGAUCAAAGUCAGCAAGGCGCACAGAGCCAGAUGGGUGUGCCUCAAGGUCCUUCUCAACAGCAAUCACCUCAGCCAAACCAGACGCCUCGACCUCAGAAUGUGCCAGUACCGAAUGCGAUGGCACAAAAUGUCACUCCUCAAACGAACGGCCAAAAGCAGCCCAGCGUUACUCCAGAGCAGACACGACCUGAACCACAGCCCGCUAACAACCGAGCCCAACCGAAUCAGGCUAUAAAUAAGACCAUAGCACACCUCAUAGCACUGAGACAGGAGGAGCGGCGACAAGUAGUUCAGGAAGCCAUGCCUGAUAUUACUAUGAUGCCACAAGAGCACAGUCAGACGGCUGCCAAGCUCCAAAGAAUCGUAGUAGACAUAAGCAAGAUUAGUCGUCUCGUCCGCAAGUGGUAUGGCAUCACUCGUGAUGACGCACGUGCUAGGGUAUUCUUCCGAACGCGGUGGAGGAUUUUGAAACAGUUCGCUGAUGACGAGAAGAUGUCGAUUCUCAAAGAUGCCUUCUCGAUUCGAUCAUCCGAGAUUGACCACGCUCGAGAUUUACUCGAGAGUAUGGCAAAGGAUCUUAUAAAUGCUCGAAAUGCGGAUAUGGCUAAACAGCAGGGUACACCUCAAGCUCAGAGCGCCCAGCUUACCCAGCCGCAACAGCCAAUGCCCCAACAGCAGUAA
Molecule: messenger RNA, 3654 nt
Organism: Fusarium redolens
Lineage: Eukaryota; Fungi; Ascomycota; Sordariomycetes; Hypocreales; Nectriaceae
Exons: 8
Coding region: 1-3654 (1217 amino acids)
Source: RefSeq, a predicted model, not a curated record